CGGCUGUGGUCGUGCACGGAAGACGUGCUUUUCAAAGCUAAUUAUGAAAACCUUUGUCAUUGGAAUUGGGGGAGUGACAAAUGGCGGAAAGACAACACUGGCUAAAAAUUUGCAGAAGCGCCUUCCAAACUGCAGUGUCAUAUCUCAAGAUGAUUUCUUUAAGCCAGAGUCUGAGAUAGAAAAAGAUAAAAAUGGAUUUCUGCAGUAUGAUGUGCUUGAAGCCCUUAACAUGGAAAAAAUGAUGUCAACCAUUUCCUGCUGGAUGGAAAGCCCAAGGCCAUCGCCAGAAACAGACUGGGACAGCACUGAGGACAUUCCCAUUUUAAUCAUCGAAGGAUUCCUUCUCUUUAACUAUAAGCCCUUGGACAGAAUAUGGAAUAGAAGCUAUUUCCUGAGCAUCCCGUAUGAAGAAUGUAAGAGGAGGAGGAGUACCCGAGUCUAUGAGCCUCCAGACCCCCCAGGGUACUUUGACGGCCACGUGUGGCCCAUGUAUCUGAAGCACAGGCAGGAGAUGGAGAGCGUCUCCUGGGAGAUCGUUUACCUGGAUGGAAUGAAGUCUGAAGAAGACCUCUUUGCACAAGUGUAUGAAGAUCUCACGCAGGAACUGUCAAAGCAGAACUGUUCCACGGUCCUGUCGAAGUGAACGGUGAAGGAACAGCCAGGAAACUAGUUCAUCACAUAGCCAAGAGCAGCAUACGAGAGUGCUCACAUAGGAGUGAUUGUUUCCGUUCAUUCACCGCCUUGAAAAUAACUCCAAAUCAGAGACCUUGAUAAGCUUGAGGCAUUGAUUAUUUUGCUAUAUGGGUACUUUAAGGGUACUUUAAGGUUAAAAGAUUAACCUUUGUUACAUCUCAUAAUGACAUUUAUGUUACUUUCUUUAAAAUUUUUAGCUGGAAAAUAAAAUAAAAUUUUUAGUUGAUACCUCCUAUUUCAGUAGAGCUGAAGUUAAUGUUUGGGACAAGUAAAAUUAAAAUGCUGGUGACCUUGGGGCUAGAGUGAUAGUACAGCGGGUAGGGCGUUUGCCUUGCACGCGGCUGAACCGGGUUCGAUUCCUAGAAUCCCUAUGGUCCCCUGAGCUACCACCAGGAGUAAUUCCUGAGUGCAGAGCCAGGAGUAACCCCUGUGCAUUGCCAGGUGUAACCCAAAAAGAAAAAAAAAUACUGAUGACCUUUAUAUAAUAUGUCUAAAAUAUC
This is a messenger RNA of Sorex fumeus (smoky shrew), 1193 nucleotides long. RefSeq names its product nicotinamide riboside kinase 1 (gene NMRK1). The transcript has 8 exons. Lineage: Eukaryota; Metazoa; Chordata; Mammalia; Eulipotyphla; Soricidae. The record is from RefSeq and is a predicted model, not a curated record. Gene Ontology annotation, cellular component: cytoplasm. Bases 44 to 643 code for a protein of 199 amino acids.